GGACCAACAUCAUCUCCGGCGAAGAGGUGGCCAUCAAGCUCGAGAGUCACAAGGCAGAGCACCCGCAGCUUGAAUAUGAGGCUCGCGUCUACAAGUCUCUUGCUGGAGGUGUUGGCAUCCCAUUUGUUCACUGGUUCGGUACUGGAUGCGACCACAACGCUAUGAUUCUGGAUCUUCUAGGACCCAGCUUAGAGGACCGAUUCAACUUCUGCAAUCGCAAGUUCUCGCUCAAGACGGUCCUGCUGCUCGCCGAUCAGUUCAUUUCGCGCAUCGAAUACAUCCACGCCAAAUCGUUCAUCCACCGCGACAUCAAGCCCGAGAACUUUCUUAUGGGCCUUGGAAAGCGUAGCAACCAGGUCAAUGUGAUUGACUUUGGCCUUGCAAAGGAGUACCGCGACCCGAAGACACACUCCCACAUCCCCUACAGAGCGAAAAAGGACCUGACCGGCACGGCACUCUAUGCCUCCAUCAACACCCACCUUGGUAUUGAGCAGUCCCGCCGCGACGACAUGGAGUCACUCGGUUACGUCAUGCUCUACCUCUGUCGUGGCUCGCUCCCGUGGCAGGGUCUCAAGGCUUCCACCAGGGACGAGAAGCACGGCCGCAUCAUGGAGAAGAAGAUGAGCACACCUACCGAUGAGCUCUGCCGUGGGUUGCCCAAUGAGUUUGCCAUUUACCUGAACUACGCCCGGUCACUCCACUUCAAGGACAAACCUGACUACAGGUAUCUGCGAGCGAUUUUCCGCAACCUUUUUGUCCGUGAAGGUUUUCAGUACGAUUACAUUUUUGACUGGACCGUCUACAAGCACAAGGAGAAUGCGCUGGCCAUCCAGAAAACUGCCCGCCAUAGUGUUGCGUUUCCGUUGAUUAGCUUACAGAAGGCCGCUAAGCACGGCGACGGGAGGACGGCCCAACUCGCGAGGAUGGGCUCGUCUAAGAGAAUCUCGACUCCCCAUCGCGGUGAUUCUAGCAACCAGCGCCGCACCGCUCGCACCAUGACGGUAGCCACUACCAUGACAAUGUCGCCCCCCAACCUACACCCCGUCCCCACCACGGAAACAGUCGGCGCCAGCGGAUCGAGAGCGGGAGUAGGGGCAGCAGUCGGCGCAGGCGUCCCGUUUGGGUUCGCCGCCACCGAGAACUUCUUCCCGUCAUGGGAGGCCCGCAAGCGCCGUCAGGUGUGGUACUACGCCAUGUGCGCGUUGUGCCUUUUCCCGUUUAUCGCACCGCUCGUCUACUGGGGCACGUUUGACGCCGCACCGUGGCGGUACACACACGGCGAGGCGGAGUUGCUAACGAGGCGCCAGCGGUGGAACAUAUUGGUUGUCUGCGUCGCGUCCGCUGUGGCGUGGUUAGUCGUGCUGGUUGUUUUGGUCACCGUGAUGGUUAUUCGGAAGGUGGGGUAGGGGCGUGCUUAGAAUCGUGUGGGGAAACUAGAGUUGCGGGGUUAAGCUGGGAUACGAGCCGGUGAGCGUGACAUGAUCGCCCUGGAGUCAGCUUUGUCGAGGGAUGUUAGGUGGGCAAGGGUGAGAUUAAAGUCCAAUAAUCUCCGUUGUUGUUUGACGAAUUCGCGGUUGGGUCAAGGGGGUGGCACCCCCUGUCCAAAAAAAGCCGUACACCAAAACCAUCACCCAGCACUUUAAUGCAUCACAAUUCAGUCAAAA
Messenger RNA from Chaetomium fimeti, 1664 nucleotides. Its product is annotated as kinase-like domain-containing protein. Lineage: Eukaryota; Fungi; Ascomycota; Sordariomycetes; Sordariales; Chaetomiaceae. The record is from RefSeq and is a predicted model, not a curated record. The coding region runs from base 162 to 1406 and encodes 414 amino acids. Gene Ontology annotation, biological process: endocytosis; peptidyl-serine phosphorylation; signal transduction. Gene Ontology annotation, cellular component: nucleus; cytoplasm. The transcript has a single exon. Gene Ontology annotation, molecular function: protein serine/threonine kinase activity; ATP binding.